AUGGUAUUUGCUAAAGAAGACGUUGAUUACUCUUUAUAUCUGGUGACUGACUCCGGUAUGUUACCAGAGGGAACAACCUUAUGUUCUCAAGUUGAGGCUGGUUUACAGAAUGGUGUUACCUUAGUACAAAUCCGUGAAAAGGAAACUGACACUAAACUUUUCAUUGAGGAAGCCUUAGAAGUCAAGGAACUUUGUUCCAAAUACAACGUACCAUUGAUCAUUAAUGAUAGAAUUGAUGUAGCUAUGGCAAUCAAAGCCGACGGUGUUCAUGUCGGACAAGACGACAUGCCAAUUCCAAUGGUUAGAGACCUUGUGGGCCCAGAUAUGAUUAUCGGCUGGAGUGUUGGAAAGGUUUCUGAGGUAGAACAAUUAGCUAAAUGGGGCCCUCACUUAGUAGACUAUAUCGGUAUUGGUACCCUUUUCCCAACUCAAACCAAAAAAAAUGCCAAAAAGGUACCAAUGGGCCCACAGGGAGCUAUUGAAAUUUUGGAUGCCUUGGAAGCAAGCAAUGCUACUUGGUGUAGAACAGUAGGUAUUGGUGGGUUGCAUCCAGAUAAUAUUCAAAGAGUUUUGUAUCAAUGUACCUCCACAAAUGGUAACAGAUCUCUUGAUGGUAUUUCCUUAGUCAGUGAUAUUAUGGCUUCUACUGAUGCUGCCGGAUCUACUAGAAUUUUACGUGCUUUGAUCGAUAAUGACAUAUUUAAAUUUGGAAACGAUUUGAAAGUAGGAAAUAAUGCUACACCUGAUGUAAAUGCAAUUCAUAGUGUCAUUGAGCAAGUAUCUCAAAAUAGGCCAUUAGUUCAACACGUCACUAAUAAGGUUCAUCAAAAUUUUGGUGCCAAUGUUACAUUAGCUCUUGGUUCAUCUCCAAUCAUGUCUGAAAUUGAAUCUGAAGUUGGUGAAUUAUGCCGUAUCCCUAAUGCGACACUUCUAUUAAAUACGGGUUCGGUUGCUCCGAUAGAGAUGGUCAAAAGUGCCGUCCAUGCUUAUAAUGAAGCACAAAGACCUAUAGUUUUUGACCCAGUCGGAUACUCAGCUACUACAACUAGAAAGAGCUUAAAUGACUCGUUAUUAUCUUACGGGCAAUUUUCCUGUAUUAAAGGGAAUUCAAGCGAAAUCUUAGGCCUUUCUGGUUUGAACAGUGGUAGUAUGAGGGGUGUCGAUGCGGAUACAAGUUUAAAUGAUGCUAGUCUACUAGCACAAGCUACUAAAAUUGUUGCUUUUAAAUUUAAAACCAUCGCAGUUUGUACAGGUGAAGUUGAUUAUAUAUGUGAUGGUACAUUUGGUGGAGCAUUCCAGAUAUCCAAAGCUACCGAUGGUGCCUCUGUUGACUCUUUAAUCGUAUACACUGUUCAAAAUGGUAAUAUUCCAAUCAUGGGUGAUAUCACAGCAAGUGGUUGUUCUUUGGGUUCCACCAUUGCUAGUUUGAUUGGUGGCCUAAGUCCAGAAGGUUCGGUCUUUGACGCUGUAGUAUCUGCAGUUUUACUGUAUAAAUCAGCUGGUAAAAAUGCAUCUUUAUCCUGUGAAGGAAGCGGUUCUUUCAAUGUACAAUUGAUUGACAAUCUAUAUCAACUAUUUCAUGAAAAUGAACCAUCUAAAUGGUCCGCUACUGUACAAAAAUUAUAA
Maudiozyma saulgeensis is the source of this 1626-nucleotide messenger RNA. Lineage: Eukaryota; Fungi; Ascomycota; Saccharomycetes; Saccharomycetales; Saccharomycetaceae. The record is from the annotation of a GenBank genome assembly.